Messenger RNA from Fomitiporia mediterranea MF3/22, 1699 nucleotides. Its product is annotated as S-adenosyl-L-homocysteine hydrolase. The transcript has 10 exons. Bases 65 to 1363 code for a protein of 432 amino acids. Gene Ontology annotation, molecular function: adenosylhomocysteinase activity. Gene Ontology annotation, cellular component: cytosol. The record is from RefSeq and is a predicted model, not a curated record. Lineage: Eukaryota; Fungi; Basidiomycota; Agaricomycetes; Hymenochaetales; Hymenochaetaceae. Gene Ontology annotation, biological process: L-methionine cycle.
CCUUCUUGUUCUCCUCCGUCCUCCAUCUCUCCUACAACCUCGCUUGGUCUAAGAAAAAAACAGCAUGUCGCAGAACUUCAAGGUUGCAGACAUCUCUCUCGCUGCCUUCGGUCGCAAGGAGAUCGAAAUCGCAGAGCACGAGAUGCCGGGUCUUAUGUAUAUUCGCCAAAAGUAUUCUGCAUCCAAGCCCUUGAAGGGUGCGCGCAUCGCGGGCUGUCUUCAUAUGACAAUUCAGACUGCAGUGCUCAUUGAGACCCUCACUGCGCUUGGUGCACAGGUUACUUGGUCUUCUUGCAAUAUCUACUCCACCCAGGACCACGCGGCAGCUGCCAUUGCCGCUACCGGCGUUCCUGUCUUUGCGUGGAAGGGCGAAACGGAGGAGGAAUACACUUGGUGCAUUGAGCAAACUCUCGCCGCCUUCCCCAAUGGCCAGCAUCUGAACAUGAUUCUUGAUGACGGAGGAGAUCUCACGACCCUAGUUCACGAGAAGUUCCCCCAAUACCUCAAGGACAUCAAGGGUAUUUCUGAAGAGACGACAACCGGUGUUCAUCAUCUUUACAAAGCAUUCCGCGAAGGGAAACUUAAAGUUCCCGCUAUCAAUGUCAACGACUCGGUGACCAAGUCGAAGUUUGACAACUAUUACGGCUGCAGAGAGUCUUUGGUCGAUGGUAUCAAACGUGCGACAGAUGUCAUGCUCGCUGGAAAGGUGGCUGUGGUCGCUGGCUUUGGCGACGUCGGCAAAGGCUGCGCGGAGUCUCUUCGAUCUUACGGUUCUCGUGUGAUUGUUACUGAAAUCGAUCCGAUUAAUGCGCUGCAAGCUGCCAUGGCCGGUUAUGAAGUAACGACUAUGGAAGAUGCUGCUUCCCGUGCAAAUAUCUUUGUCACUACGACUGGUAACCGGGAUAUUAUUACCGCGAAGCACUUCGAAGUCAUGCCUGAAGAUGCAAUUGUUUCCAACAUCGGUCACUUCGACGUUGAGAUCGACGUUGCUUGGCUCAAAGCCAAUGCGAAAGAGUGCGUGAACAUCAAGCCGCAGGUCGACCGCUUUACAAUGCCAUCGGGUCGUCACAUCAUCCUGCUUGCCUCCGGCCGUCUCGUUAACCUUGGUUGUGCGACGGGCCAUCCAUCAUUUGUUAUGUCUUGCUCGUUCUCAAAUCAGGUUCUUGCACAAAUUGCUCUUUGGACGACGCCCCAAAACUUCCCCCUUGGCGUGCAUAUCUUACCCAAGGAACUUGAUGAAGAGGUUGCGCGUGCACAUCUCGCACAAAUCGGUGUGAAGCUGACGAAGCUCACAACUACUCAAUCCGAGUACCUCGGUAUCCCUGCCGAUGGCCCCUACAAGGCGGCCCACUACCGUUACUGAGCGCAACACUUUUUGCCUGGUCCCGGGCCUCAACGUGCCCCGGCUGGCUGUGCGCUUGUAUCUAUUAUUAACCUGCUGUGCGCUAUGGCGUUAGCAGAUGGGGGCUGUCAACACCCUCUUGUAACUGUUGUUGUAUCGAUGUGAUCAUUGGGGUCUCAACGCCCUUUUCCUCAGCGGGAUGGCUGGGACAGGCACCAACGUUCGCAGUCUCCCGCUGAUGUACCGGUACGACUAAAAAAGGUUUCAACAUCCUUUGUAGACUAGAGAUAACGAUCCAUGACUUGAUUCAUUCAAAGAAAAGAUGUAGCAAGCAUAUUUUUAGACAAAAAUUAAAAG